Molecule: messenger RNA, 1317 nt
Organism: Paramecium sonneborni
Lineage: Eukaryota; Ciliophora; Oligohymenophorea; Peniculida; Parameciidae
Source: the annotation of a GenBank genome assembly
AAUGGAAUAAGAGCCAGAAAUUGACAUGGGAAAUUACUCAUUAGACCUUUCUGGUUUUUACAAUAAGAAUAAUUACAACGUAUCUCCAAUAAAGAAAGCCAAUUUUGACGAAGAUAAAAUUAAUCAUUAAAAGUUAAUCUUAGAUUACUUAGACCAUUUUUGUCCUCAAUCUGAAGACUAAUAUUAUAAGUGGUUGAUUAGUGAAAAAGUUAUUUAAUAUCUCCAACAUUCAUUAAUUAUGAAUUUAUGGUUUAAUAAAUUGGAUUUAGAAGAAAGAUUUGUUUGGCAAAAAACAGAUAAUAAUGCCUUUGUGAGAAGAAAAUUUUAAUUGAUUGAAAAUAAAUUGCUUAUUCUUUACGGAUCAGAAAAUUAACAUAUUGUCGGUAUUAAAUUAUUAUUUUUAGAAAUCAUUCCUUUGGCAUAUUCAAUUCUAUAAGAAAUUCCUAAACAAUAAUAUGUGAAUAAAUUUGGAAUUAUUAUUAAGUGUGAUAAAUUAAAGAUAGAAGCUUAACUGUUUUUCGAUACUCUAAUAGAAUUGCAUUAACUUUAUUGUCCUUAUUCUUAGAAGUAUUAAAUAUUAAAUAAUAAUAAAAAAACUCAUAUUGAAUGCGUUAACAAAUCAUUAGGAUUAAAAUUAUCAGUUUAGCAAUUUUUAUUAGAUAAUAGUUCGAUUUCUAAUUUAAUAAUUCAUGAUUCAGUUUCAAAUUUUAAAGGAGUUAUUAGGUGUCAUGAAAUUCAAUUUCAAAAUGCUACUACAAUAUUUUAAAUUUGUGAAAAUAUCCCAUUUACCCUUGAUGAAUAUCUGUCAUAAAUAAAAUAAUUGAGUGGUAUACAGUAUUUUAAUUACUAGAAUUUCAAAUAAGAUAGAUAGCCAAAUAGUUAUUGGUUACAUUUAAUUACAUUCAUAUGAUGAGUAUAAUUAUAGUUUGUUUAAAUCCUAAUUAGAUAGUAGUGAUUCCUAAUAAUAGGAGCCAGAUUCAAUAGAAAAGAUUGCUAUUUGCAAUUUCAGCUAUUCUACUUACAAAUUUAAAGUGUACAAUAAACAAGUGUUAUCUGAAUUUGUUUCUUCAGAAGUAAUAAAAGGAUAAAUGUUUGAUGAAUUAGUAGAUUCCUAUUUAUUAUACAAAUUAUUGACCUAUGUAAUAAGAGGAUAAUAAUUAUCUCCAAACUUCAAAGAUUUGCUAUGUAAACUGGAGAAGUAAAUACCUAUGGAGUAAGCUUUGUAACACGAACUGUUUAAGGAUGAAACAAUAACAAAAAAAGCAAUUGAAAACAUGGUCAUAUUGAAGAACUGAUAAUUAAAUGAAUAUAAUAGAG